AGGUGUGAGGAGAUAUGGGAUUUCAAUGAUUGAUGCUCUGGCACAAUGGCAGAUAUUGCUUUUUGCAUUCGCCGCCGUGUUGGCAGUCACUCGCGCAGGAGUUUUGCCUGAAGUACAUAGUUACUCAAGCAGUUACUCUUCCCCAGUGGCUUACGCAGCUGCGCCAGCAGUUGUUAAAGCACCAGUAGCUUAUGCCGCUCCUGCUCCAGUUGCCUACGCCGCACCUGCUCCAGUUGCCUACGCCGCACCAGCUCACUAUGCCGCACCCGUCGUUGCAAAAGCCGUAGCUCCCGUUGCAUACGCCGCCCCUGUCGUCAAGACUGUCGUCGAAGCCCCAGCUGAGUACAGUUACGGAUACUCUGUGCAAGAUCCUUUGACCGGAGACUCCAAGAGCCAACACGAAACCCGCCACGGAGAUGCCGUGCAAGGCUCCUACUCAGUUGUCGAUGCCGAUGGACACAAACGCACCGUGGAUUACACCGCCGAUGCCGUCAACGGAUUCAACGCCGUAGUACGUCGUGAACCUCUCGUAGCUAAGGUUGUUGCUCCAGUUGUAGCUAAAGUUGCUGCUCCCGUUGCUUAUGCCGCCCCAGUUGUUGCAAAGGCCGUAGCUCCUGUCACCUAUGCCGCUCCAGUCGUAGCUAAAGCUGUCGCCCCAGUCGCCUACGCCGCACCUGUUCAUUACGCUGCUGCUCCAGCACACUACUACCACCACUGAUCUAUUUCUUAA
This is a messenger RNA of Ctenocephalides felis (cat flea), 730 nucleotides long. RefSeq names its product cuticle protein 21-like. The transcript is spliced from 3 exons. NCBI's taxonomy places the organism in Eukaryota, Metazoa, Arthropoda, Insecta, Siphonaptera, Pulicidae. Bases 26 to 718 code for a protein of 230 amino acids. The record is from RefSeq and is a predicted model, not a curated record. Gene Ontology annotation, cellular component: extracellular matrix.